This is a messenger RNA of Empidonax traillii (willow flycatcher), 6090 nucleotides long. RefSeq names its product junctional cadherin 5 associated (gene JCAD). The transcript is spliced from 4 exons. Lineage: Eukaryota; Metazoa; Chordata; Aves; Passeriformes; Tyrannidae. The record is from RefSeq and is a predicted model, not a curated record. Gene Ontology annotation, biological process: positive regulation of blood vessel endothelial cell proliferation involved in sprouting angiogenesis. The coding region runs from base 281 to 4273 and encodes 1330 amino acids. Gene Ontology annotation, cellular component: ruffle membrane; adherens junction.
CGUACCUAAUCCAUCUCUCCUCCCCCAUGACUAGAAAUCCUGUGGUUAAAAUAACACAGCCUCUAUUCAGAGCACAAACUUAGAGCUGCUAGCAGGAGCAGGCUUGGGAUUUAAACAACUCUCAGCAGAUGAGUCUGUUCAAGGGUCUUUUUCGGGUUUGUUUUUCAUCCUACUUCUGAUCCAUGAAAGGAAACCAGGCUCUUUCCUCUGGGCAAGCAAGUAAUGGGUCCAGCUGGAAAGAGCUUUCUGAUGGCACAGCUGUGAGUGAAACCAGCACAACAUGUUCAGUGUCGAGGACCUCCUGAUUUCUCAUGGAUACAAAUUGUCAAAAAAUCCCCCUGUUUCAUAUGAGAACAGGUAUGAUGGAUACCGACACGAAGUCACAGGGAAGAGAUCUGCUCAGAGGUCAGCACUGAACGGGUUUGAGGCAGAAUCCAGAGCUGGGGCCUACAGCAAGAAACCUCUGGUGAAAACCAACUCGAGCAGCACUGAAAGCAGCCAUGGGAGCCAAGGGAGGCAAGCAGGUCCUGGUUACCACCAUGACCUUCAGGGUUUGUCCACUUUUCAUACUUCAGAAGGGGGGGUUUGUGACAGGCCUCAUUUAGCACGAUCUUCCCAGCCCAAGGCUGAUAAAGAUCUUGCCUACUGGAGAAGACGAGGACAGGACUUCAGUGUACUACUAGGCUAUUCCCAGAAAGGCAGCGUGGAAAUGAAAAGCCUGGCUGCAGCCCCAGGGGCAGCCCGACACCCCAAGGAGAAUCAGCUGAAGGUAGGGACAGGCACAGGGCAUGUCAGAAGAAGCGGCUUUCAGGAGAGCUGUGAAGUGCCCAGCGACUGCAAAUGGCAAAAUCUGGGAAUGGAAAGCUGGAACCAGCCAAGAAAGGUAGGGAGGCAAAUGUCCGAGGGUGACAGGGAGAAGCUGCUCCAAGAGCUCUAUUCACUGACCCUGGGAGACAACGUACUCAGCACCCACAGCAAGGGGAAAUCACAGUCAUUGCCAAGGGUCCUUUCACCCGAGAGCAUGAGGUGCGUGGAAAUGCCCUCCCUGACCAACAGUAACAACUCACUCAGUGUAACUAAAACUCCCUCUUAUUCCCCAAACAGACUGAGUGUGGAACCAGCCAAGCACCAUGGAACGGGAGGCCAUUUCCUUCCCCUGGUGAAACCCAAGUAUGGGAGACCUCUCAAGCCUCCAUCCUACGAAAUGCAGCGGCAGACUAGGGCACCUGCAGAAACUGUGGGUUUCCAGGACCACUACCAGAAAGAUGAACCCACCUCCUACUUAGCCAAAGUUAAUGAGCCAAGGCAAGAUGUUUGCAUUCCAGACUCUGGUUUGGAGCCCCCAGUGUACGUACCUCCUCCUUCUUACAAAUCCCCACCUCACCAAACCGUGCCCCCACGUUCCCCCAGUGAAGUGCCUAAAACCAAAACGUGCGCCAGCAGCAAUCCACAGGGUGCUGCAGAGCGGGUCGUACCCUGCCAGCGACCAGCCAUGAAUACUUUUGAAGUGGUAGGUGACCCUUGCAAAGACAACCCUUUUCCUCAUGGGAAGCAAAGCCAUGCAAGGCGCCCUGCUGACCACCUGCGUUCUGUCCAGUACAUUCCCUUUGAUGAUCCUCGGAUACGACAUAUUAAAAUUGCACCGCUGGAAGGUCUGCAGGACAAUGCUAAAUACACAGAAAAUGCAUGUAGUCCCAGUUCUGGUGCUUUGCAAGAGAGAAAUCUUGAAGUACAGUACAACAGUGCCUUUGUGGAUACAUCAAACUUGUCCAGUUCUGCAAAGGGAGAAAGAACUUCCUACAGCUCCACCCAUAGCAACAGAUGGUUGGCACCAUCCAUCCGAGAUCAGGAAAAUUGUGCCUUGCCGGACCAAAGAGACAGUUGUAGUUCAGCUAAUCACAGCCCCCAUAACGAAGCCAGCACAGAGUACGCGAAAGGCAAACUUUCUGUAAGAAAUUCACAUAUGGACAGCACCUGUGAGACUGUUACAAAAGUGAAAAAGUUUGAACCUGGAACUGGGAUGCAGAGCAAAAAGAGUUCAAAGAAAAAAAUGAAUGAAACUAUAUUUUGUUUGGUCUCUAUCCCAAUUAAAUCAGAAUCCAAUCUGCCAGAUACAGAUAGGAACAACAACAUAACCCAGGGCCCUGAUAAGAAUGGGUUUGAUAACAAUGGGGCUUUGCAAGAACAAAGUCUCUUAAGUAUGUCUUCAACGGACUUGGAGUUACAAGCGCUUACAGGAAGCAUGACCAAUAAAAAUGAGUUACAAAAACAAGAGCUGUGGAGACCAGAGGAGUUCAAACAAAUGAAUGACCUCAGGUUUAUUCAGCCUACAAAACACAGAGAGCUCAAAUAUUCUGGCUCCUGGCCAGGUGAUCAGUACAAAGACCAGCAGACACAGACCAGUUUCAGUGAAGAACCUGAAAGCCCACAAUUUUUACAUGCUACAAAGCCUGGGCAGCUUGAUAGUAGCAAUCAGCUAUCUCCAAAACGCCUGGGAAGUACAGCAUCCAUGACAGGGGCAAAACAGACGGAGUCACCUUCUGAAGAGAGAGGCUGCAGGCAGAGCAGUUACAGUAUGAAGGGUCAGAUGUAUCUCAGCCAGUCUAGCAACAGUGCAUUUUCCAGGACUGCCACCACAGUCCUUCAGGCCCCCUCCCCAAAAGCCCACCACAGUCAGCCUGUGCCUGCCCAGGAGAGGGAAAAUGGCCUUCUUUCCAAGGGAGAUGUAGUUAAGGGAGAACCAGGUGCUCCCUGCAACAGUAAAGAGCUGUUUGGGCAGUUCCUGUUGAAACCUGUAAGUCGUCGUCCGUGGGAUGCAAUAAGUGAGCUAGAAAGUUUUAACAAGGAGCUGCAAGGGCAGGAGGAGAGCACAAGCAGUGAAGAAGACUUGGAAAGUGCUGCAGCUUCUCUGCAGGCAGGUGCCCUUAUGAAGAGGAGGACACCCAGAAAUGAGAAAUCAAACGAGGAGCCAAAACGUGGUGGGAAAUCAGAAAUGGUUAUGCCAGAGGUGCCUGUAUUUAGGUCAGGAAGAGUUAAAAGUAAGUCUGAAAGUUGGAGUAUGGGGACAGAGGAUGGUGUCGAGCCAGGCUGUCUUGGCUCUAAAAGCUCCUUGCAGCCAGGAGGGAGCAGUGAAGGAGUCAGGCCAGCAGAUGGAAGUCUGAUAACAGAAAUGGGGACAGGGGAAGCCAAGAGCAAAAUGAGCAAGCAGCCAGUUCAUGUGGGCCCUGUCAAGAGAGCUUUGUCCAGUAGCUCAAGCAGUUCAUGUCACAGUAAUCCUUUCAAUAACCCUGUCUUGCAGGAGAUGAGUGAAGACCAAAAUUAUCUAGACUUUGUUAAACUGAGCAAAGGUGCAACUCCCACAAAUGAUACGGUAUUAGAGAGAGGCUCAGUAGGAUAUUUGUCACUAACAAAGAGGAACCAAGGGUGCUCUGAGCCAGAUUUGAGGUCAGUGGGACUUGAUGUGGCUCCAGAACCUGGUGCUAGCAACUCUGGUCACUCUUCAAAUGCAAAUGCAGUGGAAAUCCCCGUGAAUGAGUCAUUGCAGGCAAGAGCUGCAAGAAUUUUAGGUAUAGAUAUAGCAGUGGAGUCUCUCCUUCCAGAUGACCACGUUGGGCCCCACCCAGGCACUAGCCCUGCAAACGGUGCUCAGGACUUUGAGUCAUCAUCAGUGGAGAGCACAGUAAGUGACAAAGAAGGAAAAAAGGAGGAUUCUUACGAAGGCAGACGAAAGUGUGGCUGGACAGAGAGUGCUCUCUUUGUCAGAGCCGGAGGACGAUCUUUACACCGUGAUGAAUGCCAGACCACUCACCAGGAAGCCAGUGCUAAAACACGGGUAACUGAGCAAGCUCUGGAACAACCUGUGAGUCCCAGCCAAGGUGAGGACCAAAACUUGGUUUGCAAGUCACCUGUGUAUCAGCAUUCAGAAAAGAGAGUGAGAAGCACCUCGAAGGUGAUAGAGACGCUUCAAGGCAAGCUCACCUCUCCUCCAAGUCGGACUGCCAUGGAUCGCUUAGUGCGGAUGAAAGAAGUUGACUCGGUGUCCCGUAUGAGACGUCUGAGCAUUAAGAGCGCAGACUCGGGAGAGGAGGUUGAUGAGGAGAAGCUGUCAAAGGUACAAGAGGAGAGAGGAAGCAAACUGGCAAGCUCAGGGGCUGUUUCCAAGCGUGUUAUCUCUCUCAGUGAAAAUGGAUGUUUAGGUGGAAUGGACAAGAAGAAGAUCAACAGAGAUUUUUCUUUAGAUACCUAUGACCCCACCAAAGUUGAAAAGGUGUGACAUUAAUGAAGAGGAGAAUAGAGAGAUUUCUGCUCUACCAAGAAUGUUUCACUGAUUUUUUUUCUGGGUGCUUUUUGUUUGGUUUUUGUUCUUUAAUGUUUGGAAAUUGUCUCCAUUUGUCAUGUUCAUGGUGUACUGACAAUGCCUUUACCACUGCCACUAGGAAUUAGCUAUUCAUAUCUGAAACCGUUGUGGAGACCACAGAAAAAUCUGACUUCAACAUUGGAACCAUCUGGCUUUGUAGCGUUUAAGACAAUACCUACCAUUGGCAAAGAGUUUUCAUCUGAACUGUAUUUCAGUCUUCAGCAGGGAUGGUGAAAUGUAUAAAGUGAGGUGUUACGUUGGUGUAAAUGUAAACGUGUGAGAUUAGGGAAAUGAUUUUUAAAAGAAUGUGAAUCUAUAAGCUAAACUUCUAAGUAUCUACAUUCUAAACUUUGUUUAACUUAAGGGAGUUAAACAUACUUAAGGCCAUAAGUAGAAAGUGCUGCUGCACUAUGUGGGGGAAGGAAUGUGAAAGAGUAGCGAAGACUGAUUGUGAAAUUAUUUCUGACUUCCAGAGUCUGAACUUACUUUGAUUAAAUACUUGCCACCUAGAGAGAAGAAAAGCAAAAACCCAAAAGCUUCUAAAAGAUGGAAGACUUUUGUAGUACAGUGUACAGAACAUGUAAUUAUAGUAGCUGGCAACUAGUGUUUCAAACCAAUGCAAAGUAUACCACUGGCUGUUUUGCACUCAGUAUUACCUAUUUUUGUUUUGCUGUUUAGAAAUUCUUUAUAUGAAAGAAUAGUAGCUGGUUUAAAAUAGCCCAUUUUAACAAAGUAACUAUAUUUCUUGUUACAGAAUACUAUCUAUUUUUCUACGAUGUAAACAAUUGCUAACAAGUGGCAAGUAUAAAGAAGUAUUAUUAUUAUUAUUAUUAUAAUUAUAUUUUAAGAAGACUUAGUCCUCUGAGUGAAGGUGCCCCAAGCAGAUUUCACUUGUAUAUCUUAAUGCACACACCAUAUUGCCACUUACUCAGUAGUGCUACUUUAUUUUGUUCUAAAAAAGCCAUCUAUGUAUGUAUGUAUGUACUACAGGGUUAAUUCUAUUUUUUUCCCCACUCAAUCCUUGGAUCGUUCUUCUUGGAGCCACUUUCUGAAACACAGCUGAGAACUGUCCAGACUGGUGUUGCUGACAUUCCGUUCAUGGGACAUUCAUUACCAAAAAAUGAGUUUGGAUCUUUGUCCCAGUGUCACUGAAUGGCUCAGAUAAAAUACCAGCUUUCUGUCUUAUACUUUGUUCCCUUUUGCAGAUUAUGAGUUUGGAUAUGGCCAGUGUACAAAAAUAAGCAAAACUGGGUUUAAUUCUUCCCUGAAGUCAACAGGGGUUGCUGGGGAGAAGUUCAGGUGUCUUCUUGAUGGCAUUUAAAUACAUGGCUUUAAAUAUAUUUUAUCUGCACACACAAAUGCAUGAAUGACAGAGUUUAUAAUAAAGCCUAUGCAUUCUGCCCUUUGAUCCUUAAUUAGCCUGCUUAGUAUGUGUCUUAAAAGCCUUUAUGUCCAUUCCUGUAUGGGUUUUUUUGUAAGUACCUGUGUACUAACAUUCUUCUGAUGACUUGUUCAUGUACUUCACCAGUCUAUUCUACUGACGUUUUCUGGUUUCUAGCAUAAUCUUAAUUUUUAAAGUCUUCUAAUUUCUUGAAAUAUUUUUUCCUAAGUCUGUAAUUUGGAAAGAAUGAUGGGGAAAAACACUCAUCCUGUGUUUUGGCAGCAAGAAUUUCUUGUCUGUAACACAUGAUGCUGUUACAUAUGGACUAUUUAAAGCUUGCUUGAAAAGAAAA